AGAGGAAGGAGGGAGAGGAAAAGGAAGGAAGGAAGGAAGGAAGAGGGGAAGGAGGAGGAGGAGGAAGAGGAGGAGGAGGCCCGGCCGGGAGGAGACGCCGCCAUGGGCGAGGGGGAGCCGCCCAGCCUGGCGGAAUACCUGAUCAGCGGCGGGACCGGAUACGUCCCCGAGGACGGACUCACCGCCCAGCAGCUCUUCGCCACCUCCGACGGACUCACCUACAAUGACUUCCUGAUCCUUCCCGGAUUCAUUGACUUCACAGCGGACGAGGUGGACCUGACCUCGGCGCUGACCCGGAAGAUCACCCUGAAGACCCCCCUCAUCUCCUCCCCAAUGGACACCGUCACGGAGUCGGACAUGGCCAUCGCCAUGGCGCUGAUGGGCGGCAUUGGCAUCAUCCACCACAACUGCACCCCCGAGUUCCAGGCCAACGAGGUCCGAAAGGUGAAGAAGUUUGAGCAGGGCUUCAUCACGGACCCGGUGGUGCUGAGCCCCUCGCACUCGGUGGGCGACGUCUUCGAGGCCAAGGUGCGGCACGGCUUCUCGGGGAUCCCGGUCACCGAGGCGGGCAAGAUGGGCAGCACCUUGGUGGGCAUCGUCACCUCCCGUGACAUCGACUUCCUCUCCGAGAAGGACUAUGACACCCCCUUGAGCGAGGUGAUGACCAAGCGCAGCGACCUGGUGGUGGCCCCCGCCGGCGUCACCUUGAAGGAAGCCAACGAGAUCCUGCAGCGGAGCAAAAAAGGGAAGCUUCCGAUCGUGAACGACGCGGACGAGCUGGUGGCCAUCAUUGCCCGCACGGACCUCAAGAAGAACCGGGACUACCCGCUGGCCUCCAAGGACCCCCGGAAGCAGCUGCUCUGCGGCGCCGCCAUCGGCACCCGGGAGGACGACAAGUACCGCCUGGACCUCCUCACGCAGGCCGGGGUCGACGUGGUCGUCCUGGACUCUUCGCAGGGAAACUCCGUCUAUCAGAUCAGCAUGAUCCACUACAUCAAGCACAAAUACCCGGAGCUGCAAGUCAUCGGGGGCAAUGGAUGCACAGUGGUGACAGCGGCGCAGGCCAAGAACCUCAUCGACGCCGGCGUGGACGCCUUGCGCGUGGGCAUGGGCUGCGGGUCCAUCUGCAUCACCCAGGAAGUGAUGGCGUGCGGCCGGCCUCAGGGCACGGCCGUGUACAAAGUGGCGGAAUACGCCCGCCGGUUCGGGGUCCCGGUCAUCGCGGACGGCGGCAUCCAGACGGUGGGCCACGUGGUCAAGGCCCUGUCCCUGGGGGCCUCCACCGUGAUGAUGGGCUCCUUGCUGGCGGCCACCACGGAGGCCCCGGGCGAGUACUUCUUCUCGGACGGCGUGCGGCUCAAGAAGUACCGCGGGAUGGGCUCCCUGGACGCCAUGGAGAAGAACAGCAGCAGCCAGAAGCGCUACUUCAGCGAAGGGGACAAGGUGAAGGUGGCCCAGGGGGUCUCGGGCUCCAUCCAGGACAAGGGCUCCAUCCAGAAGUUCGUGCCCUACCUGAUCGCCGGCAUCCAGCACGGCUGCCAGGACAUCGGCGCAAAGAGCCUCUCCAUCUUGCGGUCCAUGAUGUACUCGGGGGAGCUGAAGUUCGAGAAGCGGACGAUGUCGGCCCAGAUCGAGGGGGGCGUCCACGGGCUCCAUUCCUUUACGUUUCUGCCAUUUACGAGAAGCGGCUGUACUGAGGAGGGUCUCCGGAUGGUCAGCGGCCAGCGGACCCCCACCGUCCCCUCCCCCCUCCCCACCGCCCGCGGGCGCAGCGGCCACCGCCGGACCUGACUGACCAUCACGCCGGGCGGCCAAAGACUUGCACUCGGGGAGACAAAGGCCCUGCGACCCCUUCCAGUUGGGGGCAGCGCACCCCUCCCCAGUCCUGCCUUGGACUCAGAGACUUUGUGGGGAGGGGCCGCAGAUGGACCCCGCCACCCCCUUUGACCUUUUCCUCUGGCAGCGGAUGGACGUAGUGGUAGGCUUCCUUAGGGGGGGGGCUGCUGACGGUUCUCUUGGGUCCAAAUCCCCCCCCCCAAAAAAAUUCGUUUCUCUAUGCUCUCCCUCCCAAUAAAACGGUCAUUGCCUCGUUGAUCAUUUUGGCCCCUUCCCAGGACCUUGACCGGGGCCAGCGGUCACUCAGGUCACCCCUUUGGCCAGCCUCCGGCCCCAAAGCCCCCCCCCUUUCCCCUUGAUUAGCAGGAGGGAUAAAUGGGGAGGGAGGGAGGGAGGGGUGGGCCGGGGGUCUCCUGCAGAGCAGAGCGGCAUCCCCCCCCCCCCCCCCGGUCGCCCUCGGCCCCCUCCCGCCUUUUUUGGAGCAUGUUAGGGCCAGCAAUGCUGUUGUGUCUCUGUGUAAUAUAUUAAGUAAUAAAAAGGCUGCAGAGCAUUCUCCUUUCCAA
Anolis carolinensis (green anole) is the source of this 2399-nucleotide messenger RNA. RefSeq names its product inosine monophosphate dehydrogenase 1 (gene impdh1). The record is from RefSeq and is a predicted model, not a curated record. The coding region runs from base 103 to 1791 and encodes 562 amino acids. Gene Ontology annotation, cellular component: cytoplasm. Gene Ontology annotation, molecular function: IMP dehydrogenase activity. NCBI's taxonomy places the organism in Eukaryota, Metazoa, Chordata, Lepidosauria, Squamata, Anolidae. The transcript has 16 exons. Gene Ontology annotation, biological process: GTP biosynthetic process.